AUGGCGGGCACCUCUACCGGCGGGUCUCUCAAGAGGCCACACCAGCUUGACGAUGAGGGUACCUCACAGAAGAGAUCGCGCUCGAACAAUGGGUCUCCAGCACCCACAACACCUCCCCCUAAGGUCGAUAUGGCGAAGGCUAUUGCAGAAGCAAAGGCAAAGGCAGAAGCUGUUCGUGCUAGGCUAAAUGCUCAGGGUGCAGGAGGAGCUGCUUCGCGCCUUUCGGCAGCCCCUCAGGCUCCUCAGUCAACAGGAGCGUCGCCCGCUCUGUCCAGGCUCGAACAAAUGAAAGCAAGAGUUGCGGCAGCUACGGGGAAGAUAAAUACAUCUACUGCAGCUAAACCAUCUCAGCCGACCCCCAGCUUCGCCCCUAUUCCUCCCCCUUCAGCCAAUGACGAUACUAUGAUGAGGGCAAGAGGUGGACUGGAUGUCGGCUUACACCCUGCACUCCUUGGAGACAGCGGGCAAGACAGCCGAACUACAAAAGGAAAACAGGCCAUGCAGCCGAAAUUUGCGACAACUAUGGCGAACUUUCGGUCUGAGUCGUCUACGCCGCCUAGUCGAGGGAAAACACCUCUUGAUUUGUCUGGCCCAUCCAUAGAAGAAACCAGGAAUAACCCCUACUUCGACCCGAGCUUUGGCUCUAAGUCCGUAGCGGCACGGCCUCGUCACACACGCCAGCUUAUCUUUAAUCAAAAAGGAAAAUAUAUCCAACAAGCUGCAGCACUGAGAAGGCAGGCACAACUCGAAGCUAUGAAAAAACGGAUUGCAGAGCGAGCUCGACAGGCUGGUAUAGAUGAAGACCUCGAUGUUGAAAAAUCUUAUCUUGUGGCUGCACCCCCAGCAAUUGAAUGGUGGGAUGAAGGGCUAGUAAAUGGAACGGAUUACACCGCAACUGAAGAUCCAAGUAACCUAAAGGUUGAUACCCCAGAUUCAGUUAUAACCAUCUAUAUACAGCAUCCGGUCCUUCUGGAACCCCCACAGGACAAGAAUAUACCCGCUCCCAAACCCAUGUACCUAACCCCCAAGGAACAAGCAAAGAUCCGCCGACAACGCCGCAUGGCAGAUCUCAAGGAGCAACAGGCUAAGAUUCGUCUUGGACUUGAACCCGUGCCUGCCCCGAAAGUUAAAAAGUCAAACCUGAUGAGAGUACUUGGUGAAGAUGCAGUUAAGGAUCCUACGGCUGUCGAGGCCAGAGUCAACCGUGAAAUUGCUGAGCGUGCACAAAAGCAUCAAGAUGCCAACGAAGCUCGAAAACUCACAAAGGAACAACGUCAUGAGAAAUUGGCGUCAAAACAAGAAUUGGAUGCCGCCAAGGGAGUGUGUGUAUCAGUCUACCGCAUUGACAGUCUGGCAAACGGCCGCCAUCGAUUUAAGAUUAACAAGAAUGCAGAGCAACAUGCACUUACCGGCAUUUGCAUUAUGCAUCCCAAACUCAACAUCGUGAUUGUAGAGGGAGGUGCUCACUCUAUUAACGCGUAUAAAAAACUUAUGCUAAACCGCAUUGACUGGACUGAAAAUUCAGGCGCCAACUCCGUUAGAGAAGGUAACCGUGAAGCACUGACUUCUUGGCUAGCCGCUGAAGAUGAGAAGGGAGAGCUUAAAGACUUGAGCCUCAAUUCCUGUACAUUAGUCUGGGAGGGAGAGGAGAAAAAUCGAGCAUUUAGGAAAUGGGUUGGAGCUCGAGUAUGCGAGACGGAUGGCGCAGCAAAGGACCAGCUAGCUAGGGCGAAGAUGGAAAACUUCUGGGCUCUAGCAAAAAGCAUGAAGCCUGCAACUACAUAA
Messenger RNA from Nannizzia gypsea CBS 118893, 1785 nucleotides. RefSeq names its product U4/U6 small nuclear ribonucleoprotein Prp3. Lineage: Eukaryota; Fungi; Ascomycota; Eurotiomycetes; Onygenales; Arthrodermataceae. The transcript has a single exon. Gene Ontology annotation, biological process: mRNA splicing, via spliceosome. The coding region runs from base 1 to 1785 and encodes 594 amino acids. Gene Ontology annotation, cellular component: U4/U6 x U5 tri-snRNP complex. The record is from RefSeq and is a predicted model, not a curated record.